AUGGAUAAUCAACAAAGUUGUAUCAUAUUUCCUCUUAAACUCCUCUUUCUCUAUGCCACAGAGAUCAGACACAGAAUCCACUCCCUCCACCACACUACUGAUGCCUUGAAUGUGAAACAAGACUCGCAUGUGUGUGCUUCACCUACUCCAAUUUUUGUCUAUGAGAACAGAAAACUUGCCCCAGAUACCUUGGUACACAGCUACAGGAGUUUCAAUGGAUUUGUAGUGAGGCUAACCAAAGAAGAAUCAGAAAGAAUGAAAGGAUUGGAUGAUGUGGUUUCCGUUAUUCCAAAUAGAGUUCACAGUAUCCAAACAUCAAGUUCCUGGGGCUUUCUUGGCUUCCCUGAAAAUGUUGAAAGAACAAAGGAAGAAAGUAACACAAUCGUGGGAGUACUGGAUACUGGAAUUUGGCCAAAUUCCUCAAGCUUCUCCGACGAAGGCUUUGGUCCACCACCACAGAAAUGGAAAGGAACAUGCCUUAACUUCACUUGCAAUAACAAAAUAAUUGGAGCAAAAUAUUUUCGUCUUGGUGGUGAGUUCGCCCAAGAGGACAUGAUAUCUCCAACUGAUACGAUUGGUCACGGCUCUCACUGUGCAUCAACUGCUGCUGGAAACCAUGUUAGCAAUGCAAAUUUAUUAGGGCUUGGUUUAGGAACAGCAAGAGGAGGAGUUCCAUCAGCACGCAUUGCUGUGUAUAAAGUUUGUUGGACAAAUGGUUGUGAAGCUGCUGACAUUCUUGCAGGAUUUGAUGCAGCCAUUAUGGAUGGUGUUGACAUUAUAUCUCUUUCAGUGGGAUAUGGAGAAGUCAUACACGUGGAAUAUUUUAAAGAUGUAUUUGCAGUAGGAGCCUUCCAUGCAAUGAAGAGAGGCAUAUUAACUUCUCAAGCUGCAGGCAAUUCGGGUCCAAACCUUUACACAAUGCCAAAUCUUGCACCGUGGAUCACUUCCGUGGCUGCUUCCACCAUAGACAGAAAGUUUUUAACCAAUCUCCAACUUGGCGAUGGCCGAAUCUUCCAGGGAAUUUCAGUGAAUACAUUUAGUCCAGCACAGAAGAGUUACCCUUUAAUUUAUGGGGGAGAUGCACCAGCUGCUGGAUUUAGUAGUUCCACAUCCAGGUUUUGCGAUGAAAAUUCUUUGGAUGGAGCUAUGGUGAGAGGGAAAAUUGUUUUGUGUGAUGGCUUUUCUUCUUCUCCAUAUGUGGGAUUUGCUUCUGGGGCUGCUGGUCUUAUAUUCACUGAUCAAUUUGUGGCAGAAGUAUUUGCUUUGCCAGCUAUUAGCAUUACCGCAAGUGAUGGGAAAUCCGUAUUUUCUUAUUUAAAGUCAACAAGGUAUAAAACUUUUCUUCAAUCUAUAAAAGAUCAUACAUUGGUGAUGUAUAAUUUUGUUCAAUUUAAUCCAGCAGCUACCAUAUUCAAGACUCACGAAGGAAAAGAUUCAUCAGCCCCUUACAUUGCUCCUUUCUCAUCAAGAGGUCCAAAUAAGGUCACUCCAAAUAUUCUUAAGCCUGAUAUAGCUGCUCCAGGAGUUGACAUUCUGGCUGCAUGGUCUCCGAUUUCUCCUAUUUCUGGUGUUAAAGGAGAGACAAGAGUAACAAAUUUCAAAAUAGCAUCUGGAACGUCAAUGGCAUGCCCUCAUGUUUCUGCAGCAGCUGCUUACGUCAAAUCAUUUCAUCCCAACUGGUCUCCUGCUGCUAUAAAAUCCACGUUGAUGACAACUGCUACUCCUAUGAAUCCUGCACUUGAUGUAGAUGCUGAAUUUGCUUACGGUGCGGGGCAACUCAAUCCUUUGAAGGCAGUAAAUCCUGGACUAGUUUAUGAUGCUGGUGAAUAUGAUUAUAUUAGUUUUCUGUGUGCAGAAGGUUAUGGUUCUAGAGCGCUGCGAAGAAUUACAGGAGAUAACAGCACAUGCACAUCAGAAAAUACAGGGUCUGUUUUCAACCUUAAUCUCCCAUCUUUUGCUCUAUCAACCCCUCGCUCAAGCGACAACAAUGUCACUUUCGGUAGAACUGUCACAAAUGUUGGAUCAGCUACAUCCACAUAUAAGGCCAUAAUAACUGCACAUCCAUCUUCUUUAAAUGUCCAAGUACUGCCAAGUGUUUUGGCCUUCUCGUCAUUGGGUGAGAGGCUGUCUUUUACCCUUAAGAUUGAAGGAAGCAUUAAUGCGGACUUGGUUUCUUUUUCUUUGAUUUGGGACGAUGGCACUUUUAAGGCAAGGAGUCCCAUUGUUGUUUAUGUUCCCUAA
This is a messenger RNA of Vigna radiata var. radiata (mung bean), 2241 nucleotides long. RefSeq names its product cucumisin-like. The transcript has 9 exons. Gene Ontology annotation, biological process: proteolysis. NCBI's taxonomy places the organism in Eukaryota, Viridiplantae, Streptophyta, Magnoliopsida, Fabales, Fabaceae. The record is from RefSeq and is a predicted model, not a curated record. The coding region runs from base 1 to 2241 and encodes 746 amino acids. Gene Ontology annotation, molecular function: serine-type endopeptidase activity.